GUGGCGAAGAGGGAUCCCCGGAAGAAGGAGACAAGCUUGAAGGUGACGAGGAGUCCGGCUCGAUGACGCCCACGUCGGCAGCGUCUCCAACACCAGGCGACGAAGACGUCAGCUCGCCACCAGCCGGAGAUUUGGCCUCUCCCCGCAGCUCUAGGUCUCUCACCGAUGACCCAUCCAUGCCUAAUCACCUCACAGACAGAGAUCUGAGCAGUCCGCGGUGUCAAUCGCGCGAGUCCAGUGAACAUCCGAGAAGUCCUUCAGGCGAGUCAAUGUUUUCUGAUAGAAGCGGACUGAUCAGGCCGAUGGCCGCUUCGGCCUUGAGUCCCGUUGGUGUCGCUCUUCCUCCGACGCUUCCAGCCGCAGCAGCCGCCGCCCUCCUUCCGCCACAAUCAGCAGCGAUGGCCGCGUACCUCAACGCCGCUGCUGUGGCUCACUCCCAUCGACUCAUGAUGACCUCGCCCUUGUCGCAUUCGAUCAACAGAAGUUCGAUAUCGCCACUGAUCUCCUCGUCGUCCUCGCCUCCAGGAGGAAUCAAUCAGUCGUCAUCUCCAUUGCCCAUGCAGUCUCCAUCCGGCGAUGGAAUCCUGGACUUUAGCAAACGCUCGAAAAGUGAUUUAUCCGAGAGCGAUAGUGAUGUGAUAAAUUUGAGUAAACCGGGUACGCCUCCGAGCGGUGAAACACCCUUCAACAGUCCUUUGGAUCUGUCCGUGACGACGCGGAAGAGGAGUUCCGAAGACACAAGCUCGCAACCUCCGGCACGCAAGCAACGCACGGUCGAUUUUAAACCAGCGCUACCUCAUUGGUCGUCACCAGCAUCCCAUCUGCCUUACAUUGCGGCGGCAGUUGCAGCAGCAAGUCUGUCACCGAAAACCAAUCCAUCUCCUGAUAUGUGGAAUGGUAAGAUGAAGCAGCAUACUCCGACUCCAAGCGAUGCCACUAAAGCUUUGGAGAAGAUGAGCGAGUUAAGUAAACUCGGCGGUGAAGACUUGUUCCGUUCCAUGACCAACAGCGGUUCUUCAGUGAAUUCUGCGACAAGUCGGCAUUCAGCUUGGCAAUCGCACUGGUUGAACAAAGGUGCGGAUCAAGCUAAAGAUGUUUUGAAGUGCGUAUGGUGUAAACAAAGUUUUCCGAGUCUCGCGGCGAUGACCACCCACAUGAAAGAAGCGAAACACUGCGGUGUGAAUGUACCAGUUCCUCCAAUGCAACAACAACAGCAACAGAGCAUUCAGCAACCUCAGACUUCAUCACCAUCGAAUACAACCACGUCUUCGUCCUCUUCGAACUCAUCCAAACCUAAUCAAUCCGAUCUGAAUCUGUUAAUCAAAGAGACGAUGCCAUUGCCGAGAAAGUUGGUGCGUGGACAAGAUGUUUGGUUGGGCAAAGGAGCCGAGCAGACGCGGCAGAUUCUGAAGUGCAUGUGGUGCGGUCAGAGCUUCCGAUCACUUGCAGAGAUGACCAGUCACAUGCAGCAGACGCAGCACUACACGAACAUCAUCUCGCAGGAGCAGAUUAUCUCGUGGAGGUCCAGCGACGAUCCAAAAAACGGGAGCGGGGGCGGCGGGGGCGGAGGUAGCGGCCCCGGCGGUCCCCCGGGAAGUGCAAGCAGUCACGUGAGCGCCGUACUAACCUGCAAGGUCUGCGAUCAAGCCUUCAGCUCUCUGAAGGAACUCAGCAAUCACAUGGUCAAAAAUUCUCAUUAUAAAGAGCACAUUAUGAGAUCGAUAACGGAGAGCGGUGGCAGGAGGCGGCAGACACGUGAGAAGCGAAAGAAGUCACUACCGGUGAGGAAGCUGCUGGAGCUUGAGAGGGCGCAGCACGAGUUUAAGAAUGGAGAUAACGGAAGCUUGGAGAAGAACCAGCAGACGGGAGCGGGUAGGAUAACCUGCGAGAAGUGUGGCAAUAAAAUCGAGACGUCAUUGUUUGUCGAUCACAUCAGGCAAUGCGUCGGUAUGAGUACGAAUCAGAGGAAUUUCCUGAAGAACGCGCUCAUGUCCAAUAAUAUUCUUCCGCCGGAGAGCAGAGAGAAGGCUAAGAAGUCCCCAUCGCCGCAAUUGCGAUCCCCAUCCAUUGAAACGACUAAAGAGACAGGCGAGAACAAUAAUGGAUCAUCGCCAUCGGUUCUGAACGCUAUUGAGAAGUUGAUCGAGAAGAGUUUCGAUUCGCGCGGUAGGCAGAACGCCUCAUUCCCAGGACCAGCGGCUGCUCCCAUGGGCAGCAGUAUACUUAAGAGGUUGGGUAUUGACGAGAGCGUUGACUACACGAAACCUUUGGUGGAUGCUCAAACAAUGAACCUUCUGAGGAAUUACCAUCAGCAGCAGAACUACGGGAGACGCGAGAGGAGCGGAAGCGAAUCGAGCUCAAUCAGUGAAAGGGGCAGCGCAGGAAGGAUAGAAGCGUUGACGCCGGAGAGAAAAAUGGAACCUCCUGGGAUACCAGUUGCUUCAACGCCUCGCUCGACGCCAGAUAAACGGGACAAAUCGCCGUGCUCAGAGAAGGACGUCGCAGAAAUCAGCAUAAAGAAAGAAAUCGAAGAUGAAGAUAUCAAAAUUAAGAUGGAGGACGUCGAGGAAGAUGAUAAGCAUAGUUUGCACAGCAACGGCGUUAAGGAGGAGAAGGUUGAGGUGGACGAUAGGAAGCUGACCAGUCCGCAACGGGAUGAGAGGAGUCCAUGUAGGAAUAGCACUUGCAGCCCCGCAAGCAGUGAUAGGUCCGGAACGCCAAGAAGUACAAACGGUGAUAGGAAGACCGGCAACAGUUUGGGCGCUCUUAGCUCGAUGUUUGAUAGCCUGUCAGGAGGCGGCGGAGGUGGCGAAAGUACACCGACGAGCGGCAAGAGAGGAAGCAGCCAUCCUCUGGCCGCCCUUCAGAAGCUCUGCGACAAGACUGAAACCCAUCAUACGAACAACAGGAGCUCCUCUUCGUCGGUGGCCGCUGCAUCGACGGCACCCAGCACGCCGUCCAGCUCUUCGACAACAUCCAGCUCAACUCCAGGCGCGAUCCUCGCCUUCAGUUGGGCCUGCAACGAUGCCGUCAUGACCUCCGAUUCGAUAAUGAAGUGCGCCUUCUGCGAUACUCCGUUCAUUUCCAAGGGCGCAUAUCGUCAUCACCUCUCGAAGAUGCAUUUCGUUAAAGAUGGAGUCAUCCCGGAUCCCGUUGCGUUGAAGGCCGCAACGAACCCAUCCGCUCCGAGCACCUCCAACAGCCAGACCCCAACCAAAUCUACGCCUACUCCGAGCUCCUCAGGGCCUGGAUCCACCGGCAGCAAAAGUCCCCCGACCAAUUUCGAGGAGAGUCCACAUUCGAAAUUCCUCAAGUACACGGAACUCGCCAAACAACUCUCCAGUAAAUACGUGUAGUGAUAAGUGCAUUGAAAUUGUAUAAAAAGGACACUUGUUUCACAAAUUUCUCUCCAUAGCAUUCCUACUAUUUGUACAGGUAGUUUUGUUCUUUAUAA
Messenger RNA from Nicrophorus vespilloides, 3454 nucleotides. It is a transcript of the gene tio, whose product is annotated as protein tiptop-like. The coding region runs from base 63 to 3356 and encodes 1097 amino acids. Gene Ontology annotation, biological process: regulation of transcription by RNA polymerase II. Gene Ontology annotation, molecular function: DNA binding; DNA-binding transcription factor activity, RNA polymerase II-specific. The transcript is spliced from 2 exons. NCBI's taxonomy places the organism in Eukaryota, Metazoa, Arthropoda, Insecta, Coleoptera, Silphidae. Gene Ontology annotation, cellular component: nucleus. The record is from RefSeq and is a predicted model, not a curated record.